UUGCAGGUUUUUUUCGCUGAAAUGGAAUCUUAGCAACUAUUUACAAAUUAUUAAAACUGGGCUUAUGGCAGCUAUUGUUAUGGGUCAUGUGGAAUAUACUGAUACUAACGGUUUUAUAAUGCAGAAUGGCGGCGUUGUUCCGCCGUCACUUCUCCAGGAAAACCGUGUCCCACGUUUCUAUAAGGAAGCUAUUGCUAAAUGCGGUGCUGCAAGCCGAUCACAAUUACCUAGUACCGCACUUGUGUAUAAUUUAAUGGUCACAUCAUGUCUACCGCGUCCUGUACUCGGUAAUAUUUGGUCGUUGGUAAAUCGGACCAUGCCUGGUCAACUUACACGACAAGAAUUCUUCUCAUGCUUAGCACUAAUUGCACUAACACAGAAAGGCCAACCAUUGUCAGCAUUGUCAACAAUGUCUACACUGCCAAUCCCACACUUGCAAGCGUGCGCGCCAUUUGAUCGACACUUUCCUGAUGGCGAUAUUUUCCAACAGCAGAGAUUUCGUCAAGCCGUACAAAAAACUCCUGAUUCCUUAGGAGUAGCAGUAAACCUCCAGACAGUGGCAGCAACAUCAAGUGCAAUAUCGCUUCUUGCCGAUAUCGACUUUUCAGCCAGUAAUUCAACCACUUUCACUCAGUCAACGACAGUGUCCGUUACACAGAUUUCUGCUUCACAAUCACAUCCAUCAAUCAGCUCUGUUAGUACGUCUCAUGUGGAUAGUACUGCUUUGGAAACUCAAACCCCGAUCCCUCUUACUUCAAAUCAUGUUACAACUAAUUUGCAUAAUCAAGUUCUUUCGAAAGAUGUAUAUCAAUCAGCAACCAGUAUUUUGCAAAAUCUUGAAUUAUCGGAUGAAAUUCUGGAUGUUGUUCCUAAUAUGUCGAAAUCAAAUUCACGAACUCUGCUUUCGGAGACGAUUCCUUGUAACGGCAGCAUUUCGACAAAUAUUGAUGCGGAUAAAACUGUAGGAAUUUUAGAGUCAGUACAAAGCUCUGAUAUUUAUGCGACUAUGAAACUGACAACCGGUGCGAGUAAAGACAGAGAAGAAGAAUGCCUUUAUGUUUGGCGGCGUUGCAUUGAAGAAGCAUACAUAUUGUUAAAUGAUGCUGACUCAUUACUGUCUUGUUCAGCAAUGGCACAUAUUGCAGAAAUUGUUCAUACCGAUCGUGGUGCGAGGUACUUGAAUGCACUUUAUGAAAUCCAUGAAAUGACACUAAGAGUACGGAAAGGAAGAGUAGAUAAGCUGAUUAAACAGAAAGAACUGCUUGAUAAAAUCGACAAAAUAUGGGAACGUCUGAAAUGCUUCAAAGAGAAAAGUAUUGAUAGUGAGGAUACAAAUCAACUGGCAGAAGCAGUUAACAUAACCAUUCCCUCAAUACCCAUUCCCUCAUUAUGUGGUAUUUGCUUGUUAUGCGUUCCCCCAGUUUCUAAGCUUGAAUUUACUGGUACUAUAUAUCAUAGGCAAUGUGCUAAUUUAUGGAUUAAUCGAAUCGAUUCGUUUCUACCCAAAUUGAAGAAAUAA
Molecule: messenger RNA, 1519 nt
Organism: Loa loa (African eye worm)
Lineage: Eukaryota; Metazoa; Nematoda; Chromadorea; Rhabditida; Onchocercidae
Exons: 6
Coding region: 65-1519 (484 amino acids)
Cellular component (GO): clathrin coat of trans-Golgi network vesicle
Molecular function (GO): protein binding
Source: RefSeq, a predicted model, not a curated record